UGGCGUCGUCCGCCCGGUGGUCCGGUUGACACGGUCAGCCCGGUGUUUAAGAAGUUUGAGAGCUACAACUCCCGUUUGAAUGGUUCGAACGACCGAUCGUUCAUACUCUUUGAGACCUAAGAGGCGUCCGCAAGCGCUGCGAGCUUUUCGCUAUUAAUUGCUCUAGUUUUAACCGUCUAUCUUUUCCCCGAAGCACGCCACGCCAUGAGUUUAAAACCGGUGGUGCGGGUACGACAGCUAGGCAGAAUGGCCUUCGCGGAAGCGUACGGCAUUCAGACGCAGACAGCAGAGGCUCUCCGGCGAGAAAUUAUCGCGAAACCAGCUGUGUUACGCCGCAAUACUCUUCUGUUGGUCGAACACGAACCGGUGUACACGGUAGGGAUUCGUUCCAAAGGCUACACGUCGGAGGACGAGCCCAGGCUACGGAAACUCGGAGCAGACUUCGUGAAGACGAACCGGGGCGGUUUAAUCACUUUCCACGGGCCGGGACAACUGGUUGCGUACCCGAUCCUGUACCUGGGUUCCUUCAACGAACAGAAGAGCAUGCGCUGGUACGUCUGCCAACUCGAGAAGACCAUCGUAGACACGUGCGCCCACUUCGGCCUCCGUGCCGACACCACGCAAGAAACUGGCGUCUGGAUCGGAGACAAUAAAAUUGCCGCCAUAGGAGUGCACGGCAGCAGGUACGUGACGACGCACGGCGUGGCCCUCAACUGCAGCACGGACCUGGACUGGUUCAGCCACAUCGUGCCCUGCGGCCUCCGGGGCAAGGGCGUCACCUCUCUCAGCCGGGAGCUCGGCAGAGAGCUCGGAGUGGCCGAGGCCUCUCCCGUGUUCCUCGACUCUUUCCGGAAAUGCUUCGGCUGCCAGACCGUCCCUGACUGGCCACCCAGCCCGCUCUGAUAUUAUAUGUGCCUCACUCUGCAUGCAUUUAUGAGCAUGGACCUCUUCGCCGACUCGAGAGCUUCGAUGUGCUCCAGAGGGCAUUCCUUCUAUCGAGGAAUUGGCUCUGUUGAGCCCCAAUAUAGGUCAGUGUGUUCCUAUUGUGGUUUCUCUUUUUUCCUCCUGGUUCCUUCUAAGACGCCUCUUCCCUCUCCUUCCGCACAUCGUUUCAUCCCCGGAAUCCUCCAACCCCGUCUUUUGCCGCGUGGCAGCAGUUAUUCUUAAAAUGAUGGAUUUGAGACAAAUGGGCGGAGCAAGUCACAAGUCUAGUUAAGCCCCAGGUGGGACCGCCCUUUCGGCAACAUCGAGUGGUCAUUUUUUAUGCUCUGUAACAUCUCAGCUGUGCGCAAUGGCACGGCUCGGAAACGGCGGCUGAAUUUAGCCUGUCGUUCCCGGAUUUGCUCAAUAUUUUAGUAGCACCAUACCUACAGGGUGUUUCUCGCAAUGCGGGCCGAAUCAUUUCUGCGAAAGUAUGCGUUGCGCAGAAAAAAGGUUAAUGUCGAAUUGGUUUCCGUCAAAGAACCCAUUUAGAAACAAUAAUGUUCAAUAUAAUUAGUUUAUUAACUAAUUUACAGGAACAAUCUUUUUAAUUUGUAUGUUUAAAUGUAUGACUUUAAUUAGAAACUUUCUGGGCAUCAUAGAAAAUUACUAAAUCGAUUAAUUUUAGAAACUUAUAAGGUGCAGGGAGAAAUUUACGGUUUUCCGAAUAAACUCUCAAUUUUUUGUGGUUUCGGUUACCUAUUGAAGUGCAUCUUUGUGCCAACGGUCUUGCACCUGUGGCCAAAGAGCUAUUGUCUCGCCUCCCUUGUAAGGAAGUGUAAUGCUGAAUAGAAACUAUCUGCUGUUCAUGUAACAUUGCAAUUUUUUAUUCUUUGGUUCCCCUCCAUUGUGCCAAAAUUGCGUAACAGUGCACAUUAUUUGCGCGCCUUGUCCACAAGGUGUGGCAAGACCGCUGGCACAAAGAUGUACUUCAAGAGGAAACGAGAAAACGCGUCCAACUUUAGGGUCUUUCCAAAACACCAAAAGAUGCUCUACAACUAGGGUUCCCUGUUUUCGGAUACAUCUGAUAAAUCCUGAAAAACACUCACUGGUAAAAUUUUCGGCAAUUCGAAGUUAUCCGAAAAACUCAGAAUUUCGAAGUCACGAUGGCAAGAUAAAAGGCAAAAAUCUUGGUAUUUUACGAAUAAAGUUUGAGCACACGUUUUAAAUAAAGACCAAUUCAGAUUUUUUUAUUAGUAUUAUAUUGACAAAAGGAAGUGUCCCGUUUAUCUUGUCAAGGUUCCUUCAGUACCGUGGGCCAGUGUAGUUGACUCUCAUUAAUUCAAACUCGAGGAAGCCACGAAUUUUGUUUGAAUUAUCAAAAAUUCAUCUAAAUAUGAUUCAAGAUAAAAUUAUGAAUUGCCAUAUGAAUGGCAACUCGUACAAAGCAGAUAUGCCACACAUGAAACAUUUGUGAAAUGUAUGACAUAAGUAUCUCUCAAAAAUGUUCUUUGUCGUGGAUUGCUUAGACAGCACAUGACAACUCAACUCGUCCGGCCAAGUUGUUUAAUGUGGUCUAUAUUACGUGAGCGAUGAAAACGAGCACCGCACGGCAGUUUUCAUAACAACUUGUGCAGACACUGUGACGUGGUCUUAUGCCGUGCCGCCACGUCACAGCGUCCGCGGAAGCAGCUAUGGACAUUUCCGCGUGGUGCCCACUUUCAUAGCUCAUGUGUGCCCAGAGUGCCCUGCUUGAGCCCCGUUGAGUGUGCUUCCCACCGAGCACCGGUGCACUGCAGAGAAGCAACACCUGCGGAAACAAGCUUUGCGGGUGUUGCCUCUCUGCAAUGCACCGGUGCUCGGAAAGAAGCGACCUCAACGGGACCGCGAAAACAAAAAGUAUGAAUUACUCAAAAACGCCGUUCGAAUUAAGCGGCUUUUGAAUACAUUAAAAACAUAGCGGGUGUUACAAGGAAAGGUUCAUGGUAAGGAACUAUGUCAAGGUUCCUAUUUAAUCAGUUAUCAAACCCCGGAUCCGACUGAAAGAUCCCUUCUCGAUUUCCAACUCGGAAAAAGUUAUACAUGCUCUUAAAAAUGAUAACAUAUGAUACCAAAUGUAUUUUUUUGUUUUUUUUAAUGCGGAAGAUUUUUUUUUAUUCAGUUCUUCACGACCAUCUGUUUGUAGCUGUAAGAGAAUGUAUAAAAAAAAUGGUACAGUGUCCUUCCAAAACAAAUCCGGCCUACAUCUUGAGGCAUUGUUGGAGCUAUUGACAUUCUAUCCAGCUUCUACAGUCAUCUCAUUUAAUGGUAAUACUUAUCUGCAAAAGAAAGGAAUUUGCAUUGAUAUGUGUAGCACCAGUGUCAUGCAACAUUAUCUUGUCCAAAUGCGAUGAGGCCAUUGCCCAGCGGGUAUCCGACAACUAGGUGUGAAGAAUUUACCGAUAUAUGGACCCAGUAAAUCUGAUGUAAGUGACGAGCAACAAGUCGGCAACAUACGUUCAAUCUUCACUGAAAAGGCUCAACGACUCGAGUUUACACACAAGCUACCCACAAAAAACAGCCUUUAAUUUCUCGAUCUGCGACUACUAUUCCAAUUAAACCACACGUGCUGGAUGUAUAUGCUAUGAUUAAAGAAACGUUUACUUCAAUACGAGUCUUGCCAUUCAAAACUCAUUAAAAAUUGCAAUUGUCAACAACUAUCUUAGCGCAGCCCU
Ixodes scapularis (black-legged tick) is the source of this 3635-nucleotide messenger RNA. It is a transcript of the gene Lipt2, whose product is annotated as putative lipoyltransferase 2, mitochondrial. Gene Ontology annotation, molecular function: lipoyl(octanoyl) transferase activity. NCBI's taxonomy places the organism in Eukaryota, Metazoa, Arthropoda, Arachnida, Ixodida, Ixodidae. The transcript is spliced from 2 exons. Gene Ontology annotation, cellular component: mitochondrion. Bases 205 to 903 code for a protein of 232 amino acids. Gene Ontology annotation, biological process: protein lipoylation. The record is from RefSeq and is a predicted model, not a curated record.